AUGGAGUUUAAAGAUGGUAUUAUAAAAUACAAUAUGUUCGAAAGUUUACACCGGUUUCAACUGGAAAGUUCAGGAGUACCUAAAAGAUUCUGGUUUACCCUAUAUAAGAAAAUAGAAAACAAUAUAUUUGAUGCUGGUAAUGUUUUAUCUGUAUUUCGAAUUGAAUAUGAUGAAAAAAAACCUGAAGAUCCUGUUUACACUGUGCUCGUUGUAAAUCCAAAUGGCCUUAACCAUGAAGAUCCUUCUCAAAUUUAUCUAAUAGAUCAUGCAUGGACGUAUGAAUGCAGUAAAGCAGUAGAUAACCUGAGAAAUAUUCCUGGACUUGUCGAAAGAAUGUGCAAUUUAAUGGGGAUUCCAAUAAGCGAUGACAUUUCUAAAAAUGUGGAUAAUGUUUACAGAGAGAUGUGGAAAUAUAAUCAAACUUAUUCUCCCAGUUUUGGAGAUGUAGAAGAUAGAAUACCAUUAUGGUACAUAAUGGAUGAAUUGGGUUCAGCCAUUGAACAUUCUCAUGAACCAAACUUUAGAACGGUGCCAUUUUUUUACAUAAAUGGUCAAAUAACAUAUUCUUUACUAUUUCCAAUAAAAGAUGUAUGCUUGAAUGAAAAAGUUACCAGAGAUUAUUUGGAGGGGCCUUUUAGCAAUAAUCAAAAUUUGAGAAAAGCUCUUAGUAUUCCAUGGUUACCAUCAUCAUUUUUGGAUGUUGAUUUUGAAAUGACAGAACCGGAUAAAAAUUAUUUUGAAUCAAAAAAUUCAAAAGAAAUUUUACCAAUUAUUGAGAGUCCUCUCACACUAGACACUACAAAAGUGCUUAAAGUUUAUUCUGAAUACAGUUACAUAAAUCAAUAUUUAAGAAGUUCUGAUUUUGAAAUUGUCAAUACACCUUCAGAAGCUGAUGUCCUAUGGUUGCUCACACACAUAAAAGACUACAAAAGUUACAGUGAAAACGAACCGAACAAAUUACUCAAUCAAUUUCCAUACGAAAGUUUAAUCACGAUGAAAAAUUUAUUAUCGGUAAUAUGUCGAAGAAAGCAGGUUCAAGGUUUGGAUAAAUUUUCAGAUAAUCCUCCGUGGUAUCCCGUAUCGUACGAUUUGGACGGUGAAAUAAAUAAAUUCGUGAGUUAUUAUCAAAAUCAGGAAAAAAAUGGAAAUAAUAAUUUAUGGAUAUGUAAACCGUGGAAUUUAGCAAGAGGACUCGACAUAACAAUCACGGAUAAUUUAAAUUGCAUACUUCGACUUCCUUCGACGGGUCCAAAAUUGGCUCAAAAAUAUUUACACGAUCCUGUUUUAUUUAAUCGUGGCGACGUGGGACUAGUCAAAUUCGAUAUUCGUUACGUCAUAUUAUUACAAUCGGUAAAACCGUUAAAAUUAUACGCAUUUGCUAACAAACAAUACGAUUUGACCGAUUUAUGGGAUAGAGAAAAACAUUUUACCGUUAUGAAUUACAACGACGAAACUCCGUUGUUUAAAAUGCUUUGCGAUGAAUUUAUAAUAAAAUUUAACGAGCAAAAUCCUUGCCACGAAUGGAAGCACGUCGAAGGCGACAUAUUCAAAGCUAUAAAAGAAUUAUUCGAAGGUGCAACAUCCAAACCUCCACCUUUAGGUAUAGGACACAACGUUCAAUCUCGUGCUCUUUAUGCUAUUGACCUCAUGCUAUCAUACGAUAGCAAAUGUUCGGAUGAUGGUAAAAAAUUAAUACAACCGAAAAUAUUAGAAGUUAAUUGGCAACCUGAUUGCGAAAGAGCUUGUAGAUAUUAUCCAACAUUUUACGAUGAUGUAUUUUUACUCCUUUUUAAAAAUAAAUUGAACGAAAAUGUUUUUCAAAAAUUAUAA
Messenger RNA from Pediculus humanus corporis (human body louse), 1830 nucleotides. RefSeq lists its product as uncharacterized. The coding region runs from base 1 to 1830 and encodes 609 amino acids. Gene Ontology annotation, biological process: protein modification process. The transcript has 2 exons. NCBI's taxonomy places the organism in Eukaryota, Metazoa, Arthropoda, Insecta, Psocodea, Pediculidae. The record is from RefSeq and is a predicted model, not a curated record.